AUGCUUCCCUGGUUGGACAAGUCUUAUCUUUCUACUGGCACUGAUACACACAAAGCAAUCAAGGGAAAUCCAGAGCAUCAAGACAAUAAACUCAAUGACCUCAAGACCUGGCACCAGCUUCUGAGCCCCAUCGCCCUUGUCCUAGGGGUGGGUGGCGAAGGUACAUGGCAACGACAAAGUAGUCCCUGGAUCAACACAAGCGAGAAUGUCAAUGCUAUCAUUGCAACUCUUUUAUCCGCUCAUUGGGGCUCUGACACACACAACCCAGAAGCUUGGCUCCUGAACGUCAAGUCUGCAAUCCAGGAGGGAGCAUAUCUCGACAAAUCACUUAUGUCAGUUGUUGCUUGUUGCAAGGGACUUGGUGGCAAGGACAUAGCCGUCAACUUUCUUCUGAUGGUCAAUCUUAUGCAGCUUAUCACAAAAUGUCAAAGUAUCAAAAUACAAACAGGUCUCUCUCUCAAUGGAAUAUACAAUCAAGAAAUUGCGUAUCUGUCUAACAAACCCAGCAAAAGGACAUUUCAAGACUGGUAUUUCACUGGAAGCAAGUUUGCAGCCCUUGCUGGUGGAGGCUCGAUAUAUUUAUUAGUACUUAUUGCCAGUCUGGGUCUUCGUGUUUCAGUUGCUGCCAUGGAGGGCAUUUCACCAUGGGACCUUGAAAAUUUGCUAAGAAUGCCAAAAAAAGGAACUGUCAAGGGAAAUUUAAUUAUCAACCACAUCAUUCCUACUAUCAGUCGCAUGCACUUCUCUUUGCCCAUUAGCAUGGCAUCAAUGUUCUCCCCGGCUAUACUUGCGGAGCAUCAGCUAGCCAAUGAAUUUGAUCGCACAAAUAUCAGCUCUUCAGACCAUUUUUUUGAUUCUGUUAUCUUCAACCAUGUUAUUCCUUUCCAGCUGCCCACUAACUUCCUUGAAAACCAGGGAGAUGACACUCCAGCUGAGAUUUUGCCUCUCAUGUUAGAGAGGGAAGAUAGACGUUGUACCAACUAUUCCCAGAUGAUCCCUUACCUAUCCAAGGAAAUCAAAGAUGACAGCACUAUUUACCAGACUAUCAAAGUUGUCUUUGCAGACCUAUUCCAUUGGAUCCAUGAUGUGAUUGAGCUGCAGCUGCCUGAGGAGUAUGAGCUAUUGGCUGAAGUUACGUCAAUUUUGCCUGGCAUCAAUUUGUCUCCAAUAUUCCCCUUCCUUUCACUGGUGAUUAACCUCAAUGUCUCUACCAAAGGUCAUCGAGAUAGCAAAGACAAGGACUUCUGUCUUGUCCUUCCUAUUGGUAAUUUCCAAGGUGGAGCCCUUGUCAUGGUUGAAACAGAAAUCCUAAAAUGUACUGCUGAUACUCUUGAGGAAGAGGAUGAGGGGGAGGAUGCCCCACUGCCACCCUCCCAGAAGCAUAGGCAUAGGAGGGAGGUAGUAGAUGACCAAGAUGAAGAGAAUGAUACUAACAUGGUCCAGACUCCACCUUCAACUCAACCUAGAUCCUGCGGGCCUAUAGAUAAUAAAGAUGAAGAUGGGGGUGGGGAUGAUGAUACAAAUACAGAAGAGUUUAGGAACACUGUUAGAGGGGAUAGUGAACAAGAAGAAAAGGAUGAUGGCAAUCAUUCCCAGAUGCAAGGCAGAAAAGACGCACAACAAGCUGAUAAUAUUGGUGAAAGCACUAGCACACCAUCUUGUUUGCCAUCUGCAGCUCUUUCUAUCCAACCUUCCAGUUGCACAUCAAGCACAGCAAUGGCUAGUGUAUCUCCAUCUUCUGCUAUGACUAGGAAGCACAAACCUACACUAGCUCUUUUCCCUCCUUCUUUUGCACAGCUAGCUAUAGAAGCCCAUACUCAAAUGCGUCUUCAUAUCUCAACAAAUGAAGGAUUCCCUGCUUCUAAUAUACACUCUGAUAUCUCAUGGCAAAUAAUCACUGAAAGCUCCAAGAUUGGCAACAGCUUUGAAUCCAAAUUGAGGGAGAUUGAAGAAAAUGAAGCGUUGAAAAUCUUUAUGAUGGAUUAUGUAUGGUCUUCUGGGCCCUAA
Molecule: messenger RNA, 2007 nt
Organism: Serpula lacrymans var. lacrymans S7.9
Lineage: Eukaryota; Fungi; Basidiomycota; Agaricomycetes; Boletales; Serpulaceae
Exons: 10
Coding region: 1-2007 (668 amino acids)
Source: RefSeq, a predicted model, not a curated record